This is a messenger RNA of Manis pentadactyla (Chinese pangolin), 4280 nucleotides long. RefSeq names its product family with sequence similarity 53 member C (gene FAM53C). The record is from RefSeq and is a predicted model, not a curated record. Bases 366 to 1553 code for a protein of 395 amino acids. Lineage: Eukaryota; Metazoa; Chordata; Mammalia; Pholidota; Manidae. Gene Ontology annotation, biological process: protein import into nucleus. Gene Ontology annotation, cellular component: nucleus. The transcript is spliced from 5 exons.
AGUAGGAACGGCGCCGCAACCGUUAUAAAUCCCGGGUUUAUAAGGUGCGAGCCGAUCGGGCAGCUGGAAGAGGGGCUCCUGGGACUCAAAGCAGGCCCUAAUCGGCGCUGGGACUACACUUCCCAGAAGCCUUCACGCCACGGACUGGCCCUCUGCGCGGGGAAGAGGGAUCCCUUCGGAGGGGAAACCGUAGAGGGCGGGACAGAAGAGCAGACUCAGCAGGCAUGACUGGAGAGGGAAGUCCCAAUGGUGCUAGAAUGGUGCUGCAGUGGCAGAAGACGGCUCACGAGUGAGGUCUGGAAGAACGACAGGGAAGACAUCCAUCAUUUGCUCCAAAGUGUGCAAGUCAAAUCCUGGGGAGAAUCAUGAUAACCCUGAUCACUGAGCAGCUACAGAAGCAGACUCUGGAUGAGCUGAAAUGCACACGCUUCAGCAUCAGUCUGCCUUUGCCUGACCAUGCAGACAUCUCCAACUGUGGGAAUCCUUUCCAGCUUGUGUCUGAAGGUGCUUCCUGGAGGGGCCUGCCCCGCUGUUCCUGUGCCGAGUUCCAGGACAGCCUCAACCUCAGCUACCACCCCUCGGGCUUGAGCCUGCAGCUCCGACUGCCCAGCCCGGGAGGUUCUCCGCAGGAGCAGCCCCUGUCCCAAGUCCUAAGUCCUGAGCCCCCAGACCCAGAGAAGCUUCCUGUGCCCCCUGCCCCACCAUCCAAGAGGCACUGCCGCUCACUCUCAGUGCCCGUGGACCUGUCUCGCUGGCAGCCGGUGUGGCGGCCCGCCCCCUCCAAGCUGUGGACUCCCAUCAAGCACCAGGGCAGUGGUGGAGGGGGUGGGUCGCAGGUGCCUCACCAGAGCCCCCCGAAGCGGGUUUCCAGCCUCAGGUUCCUCCAAGCUCCCAGUGCCUCUUCUCAAUGUACCCCAGCCCACAGACCCUACAGCCCCCCUUUCUUCAGCUUGGCCCUGGCCCAAGAUUCCUCUCGACCCUGCGCCGCCUCCCCCCAGAGUGGCUCCUGGGAGAGUGAUGCCGAGUCUCUGUCGCCUUGCCCGCCCCAGCGCCGCUUCUCCCUGUCACCCAGCCUGGGCCCACAAGCAAGCCGCUUCUUGCCCUCUGCCCGGAGCUCCCCCGCCUCCUCCCCAGAGCUACCUUGGCGACCUCGAGGCCUCCGCAAUCUUCCCCGAAGCCGCUCGCAGCCCUGUGAUCUGGAUGCCCGAAAGGCUGGGGUCAAGCGGCGCCAUGAGGAGGACCCCCGGCGGCUUCGGCCUUCCUUGGACUUUGACAAGAUGAAUCAGAAACCAUACUCAGGAGGUGCAGGAGGUGUCUGUCUCCAAGGGACAGCCUGGGAAGGCAGCAGCAUCUCUCCGCCGUGGUUCAUGGCCUGUAGCCCCCCACCCCUCUCUGCUUCCUGCAGCCCCAUUGGGGGUUCCUCCCAGGUGCUGAGUGAAAGCGAAGAGGAGGAGGAGGGGGCUGUGCGGUGGGGGCGGCAGGCGCUGAGCAAGCGGACACUGUGCCAGCAGGACUUCGGGGACCUGGACUUGAAUCUGAUUGAAGAGAAUUAAAACUGAGAGGCUACUUCCUGGGGCCACACAGACUGACUCUUAUGGCUACUAACAAGUGUCAAGGCCCCGAGGCUGGGGGCCCAGCCUGGUAAUGGGGGUGAGUGGAGGGCUCCGACUCAGGGCAGCCGGAAAUCUUCUCACUCCAGGAAGUUCAACCAUGCCAAGAGACUGGCCAGGACAAGAUAAACGGAGCUGGUGGCGGGAGGGACGGCCCCAGAGCAGACCCUCCCAUGGCGGCCCUGAGUGUGAGUAUCCCUGCCCCCGAGAAGGCAAUGGGCAGGGCAGGAAGGGGUCUGCUGGCCCCAGCUCGGGGAAUUUCACCAGCCCCUUUGCUUCAAAGGGCACUUGUGUCUUAGAAUUUGGCCAGGGUGGGAGGUUCAUUCAGCCUCCUUGGAAAAAUUGUGUGAGAGUGUGUGUGUGCAUGGGAGUGUACUUGAAAGGUGUGUUUGUGUAGCCUUAGGGAAGGAAAGCAGUUGCUCCUUAACAGAGCAUCAUGACACCCCCCAGGAUCUUGAGUUUUCAUGGGAUAGCAGGCUUGUUCAAGCAGUCAAAAGGAGCGCACCAAGUUUUUCUUUUUUUUUGUAAGUAGCUCCAGAACCAGAUUUGUAAUCCAUAAACGUCACUGGCCCCGUCAAGGAUUCCCUUUUGGGGUACAGGAGGGUCUUUUAAGCCCUGUGACCUCAGCUAAGAGUCUUUUCUCAGCAUUUCCCCACCCCCCACCCCACUGCACCCCACCCCGUAGACCUUGUAUUGGGGGCUGAAGAGAGCUCUGCACAUUCUUCCGAGCGGGCCUUUCCUUCUCAUAGUUUGCCUAGGCUGUGUACAGCAGCCUGUCGUUUUCUAAGUAGAUACAAGCACAUGGAGAACUGAAAGCAGGAUUGAAGGGCUCCAUCCCUUUCUUUCCCUCCCUACUGAUGGGACCUUUUCCCCUUGCCCUCUGACCUCCAAGGGUUAAGAACAAGGAAGAAAGGCCCAAUAUUGAUCCCCAGAACCUAUUUCGCAGCAUCCAGUCCCCAGCAGGCACAUGGGUGAGCCCACCCCAGCACUGCCCUUUGGAAGCAAACUGUAGGGAAACCUACUGUCAUAAGAUUCAGGCCCAGCCUCUUUUCUGUCCGGCUUGAGAAAAAGGAAGGGGAUGUCAGCAUUUAGUAGUUUGCUUGUCUUCCACUCCUGCCAGGAAAUGUUUGUUUGCCUCUAAUUGGCCCUGAGAGACCUCGUGGAGGUCGGGGCUCACUGAGGGAUUGGCUACGGGGAGGGAAAGGCUGGGAGAAGCAGCUGGGAGCUCCUCGUUGUUGUUGGACUGAGUUUCCUUUUUCGUGUCUUACCCACAACUUGAGCCAGAGCAGCAGGUCCCAGUGGCCACAGUGAUGGGUUUAGGAACUGCAGUACCUUGGUAGAACUCUCAGCAGUGGGGAUGCACACUGAAGCUGCCACCACAACAGUUUAUGAGGCUUUAUCCAGCUUUGGUUAAACCUCACGACCAAAUUGGACCUGCCCUUCUUGAAGAGAGGUAUUUUUCUCUUCCAUUUCCAGGGGGGCUUGCGACCCAGUUCCUCAUGUCAGGGAAGGAGUCUAUGUUUUCUUCCGUAUGGAAUUGAACCUGUCAUUUUCUGGGUCUCCCACAUGUCAGGAGUGUCAGUGAGGCUCCAGCCUCCUAGCCUCUACUCCAGGGAGGUGGCCAUUUCUAUUCAAGCCUCUCCCAGGCUCCCCUUCUGCCAGUUACCUUUAAUACCAUUGAGCUACCAGGUUUGUAAGGGGCCUGAGAGAGGCUCUCUGGAGAAUCCAAGGAAGUGAGCCCAGGAGUGUCCCUCCUUGGUUUCAUCCCUAGCCUGGCUCUUCUCCCUCUUUAGGCCAUAAUUUCUCUGGUGCCAGCUUCUUUCCCCUCUGUGACACCCUCAUCACUGCACUGGGCUGUCUGCUGGAGAUUGGCUUAGCCAGUUUCCAGUAGGCCGCCGACAGUGCCAAUGGGGUUCCAUAGGCACUUAGCUGAAGAAGUGAGGGCAGUAAUUCUGCCUCCAUUCUGGCUUCCUCAAAGCCCUCAGGCACCAUUUUUAGAGGAGAAGUUCUCCAGAUACCAUAUCUCCAUUACUUUAAGAUCUGGAAAGUUUAACUAGUUGGAACUUCCAUCUUGCUUCCCAGUCUAAGCACCCGUGGCCCUGGGACAUGCCUUUUCAAGAAGUGGUUCAUUUUGUUUUACACAAUAGAUCUGUUUCAACAGUUCUGUGUAAACCAAAUGCUCUUUUUCGAUGCAUUUGGACUGCUGACCAUUUAAAAGCAGCCUGUGAUUGCUUCUUUUGUAAAGCAAGCAACCUCCCUCUACUUUAGCUGUUUUGACUCUUUGGAUUUUUCACAUACUGGGCUUACCCAGAGUUGAGCACGCCCCUCCAGGGCUGUGGCCGAUGCUGGGUAGACAUCCGCAUCUGUGUUGUGUGUGUGGUGUGGCUGACCAGUAGGUGAGUAUUCCUGCGUAUGUGAGUGAAGCCACUCCCAGGCUGGUGCUCUCCUCCUGUGCCCGGUGACCGCCCAGUGGCAGCUCCAGCUGCCCUUCACUCCCACCUGCUGCCAAAGUCCCUGUGCUAAUGGGAUUACAAAUACAAAAAAGUGGAAAAAAAUUUUUCGUAAACUUUGUUUUAUAUUAAAAAAAAUCCAUAAGUCUGUGUGUGUUAAACAUGAGGUCCUGCCUCUGUGGCUGUGUUUGAAAAAAUAAAGUUUUAUUAGAAUAAUCCA